Messenger RNA from Octopus sinensis (East Asian common octopus), 5756 nucleotides. RefSeq names its product cylicin-2. NCBI's taxonomy places the organism in Eukaryota, Metazoa, Mollusca, Cephalopoda, Octopoda, Octopodidae. Bases 663 to 2651 code for a protein of 662 amino acids. The record is from RefSeq and is a predicted model, not a curated record. The transcript has 8 exons.
ACCAUCAUCUUGCUUAGUAGUGUAUGAAGCGAAGUUGACUACUACUGCUACUCCAGUUAAUAGUAUUGCUUUGACCAGUACUCACCUUUAAAAUACUACCACGCCGACUAAUUUUGCUGCAACCCUCACUACAUCGUUUACUACGACCGCUACCAUUGUUAUUACUCCUACUACUCCCAAUUGCUACUGUCGUUGCUGCUGCUGCUGCUGUUACUCCACCUCAACGGCUGUACGAACAUAACCAUAUGGCCCAGCAGCAGCGAGCACAACAUCAUCAGCGUCGGAUGAGGUGAGGAGAAGGAAGAUCGGACUCCCAAAACUAACACACAGACACACCAUUUUCCUAGCGAUACAGAAAAAAAAAAGAGAAGGGAGAGAGAGGGACCUUGAAAGGAUCAACAAACGACCGACACCGCCCGGACACACUCCCCUUUUUGUAUAAUAAUCCUCCUUAAAAAAAAAAAAAAAGAAAAGAUAUAACGACUGACCGAACCAACCAUUUGAAAGUAAUCAAGACCUUGUCCAGACAGAAUAUCUUCAUCUUCAUCUCUCCUGUCUUCUAUCUAAACCUUUUAUUCUCAUUUUCCUUUCCUAUAAUAGACAUAGUUUAUUUUUUUAAACAUCGAUUGUUUUUUAUUAAUUAAUUAAUUAAUUGCAUAAACAUGGUCGCUUUAGAAUUUAACACCCUCACCAUGUUGCUGCCAAUGUUGGCGAUAAUAGUUUGUGCUUUGGUCUUUGCCUGUGGUUUCCGAAACCCUGCGCAGCCUCCAAGCUUCGAUUCUGGUCGACACGAUUCCAAGAAAUCCACCCAAAAGAAACCCAAGAAAACGAAGCAGCCUCUACAAACAAACACUCAGACUAAACAAUCUAAGGCUAAAACAAAGCUCACUAAAGUACCCAGUGGUCAGUCGGCUGUUAAAGGGAACAAAGAUCAUAUUGUAAAGUCUACUUCAUCCAAGCAGCAGCAGAGCCCUACUAAAGGCCCAACGAAUAAGGCGAAACAGCAAGCCACUCUUGAUGCGAAGGCAGACCACAAAAAAUCCCAGGCAAAGAAAUCAUCCAGUUCAAACAAUAAGAAGGAACAUUUAACAAAGGCUGAAAAGAAGGCCAUGAUGAAUGAAGCUGAAGGUUGGACAACGCAACGUUCUCGCAAAGAGAAAAAGAAUAAAGGGAAAAAUGAAAUAGUGGUUGAAGAGAUUGUUGCACAGAAUGUAGAGAAAACUUCCAAAAAGAAGGAUUCACCAACCUCUAAACAAUCAUCGAAGAACAGUGCUCAGACAGCAGAUCAGAUCGCUAAAAAGGAAAAAAUAACUGCCUCAUCUGUACAGGGAACAACCAAGGAAAAAAGUCCUGGGGCUUCUAAAAAAGAGAAGGCUGCUGAACAGUCAAGUAAGAAGGACAAAGGCUUUGAACAGGAAGGCAAGAAAGAUAAGGGCUCUGAACAGACCAGCAAGCAAGAUAAGGGUUCUGAACAGGCUAGUAAAAAGGGCUCCCAGCAGUCUUCUAAAGAAAAAAGCCCUCAACCUACUAAAAAGGAAAAAGCUGCUGAGCAAUCUAGCAAGGAGAAAAGCCCUCAACCCACUAAGAAAGAAAAAAAUGCUGCACAAGCAAAUAAAAAAGAAAAGGAAUCAGAACAGUCUGGAAAGAAGGGGUCUGAGCAGGCUGGAAAGAAGGGGUCUGAACAGGCAGGCAAGAAGGGAUCUGAACAGACCGGCAAGAAGGGAUCGGAACAAACUGGCAAAAAGGGAUCAGAACAGACUGGUGAAAAGGGAUCUGAUCAGACUGUCAAGAAAGGGUCUGAACAGAGUGGCAAAAAAGGUUCUGAGCAAUCCAGCAAGAAGGGAUCAGAGCAAAGUGGCAAGAAGGAAAAAAGUCCUCAACCCUCAAAGAAACAAUCUGAGCAAUCUGAUAAAAAGCAAACUGGUUCUGAGCAACCUGGCAAGAAGGAGAACCUAGCCCCAUCUGCAGAAUCAACUUCCAAAAAGAAAUCAAAGAAGAAAAAUGAGGAAUCUAAAGCUGGUAACAAGGAAUCAGCCUCAGAAGCUAAAUUUGUUCAAUCUAAGAACAAUUCUAACUUUGAAGAAAUCCCUCCAGUUCAAGCGUCUAAAAAAUCUCCAGCCAGAAAUAAAACUCCCUUGGGAGAAAUAGUUGAACAAGAUUUUGUUCUUAUACCUUAUCCUGAAAAAGAAAAUGCCUGCAGUCCCCAAGAAACAAGUCCUGGCAAAAAAAAGCGAAACAAAAAACCUGCUCAACCUAACCAGCAACAGGGUGAGAAAGGCUCACCAAAACCUGAGAAGAUGGCUACAAAGCCAAACCAACAACAAGAGAAUAACAAAAAUACACAAUCUAAAAAAAAAAAUACUAAAAAUACUGCAGAUGCAGAGGAAAAAAUGAUGAUAAAAUUGGAAAACGAUGAAACAUCAAAUAAAGAUGUAAAAAGUCCAAAAAAGAAGAAAAAUAAGCAAAAUUCACCCGAAAAGGUGAUAGAAGACAAUAAUAAACUAGCUGAUAAAAGUAAAAAGGCGUUGGAUACUAAGCCCGUACAAGCCCAUACAAAGGAAUCUAUUCUUGCCUCUAAAACCGAGCUCAAUGCCAAUAACUGGACCGAAGCUAAACCAAAGAAUAAAAAGAAAGCUCGCCGCGAAAAUUGAAAGUAUUCAAUGAAAUUAACUCUUUAAAUCAAUUUUUCUCUUAUUUUAUUUUAUUUUUAAGAAUGCACCCACAUUGAUCCAUUAUAUAUAUAUAUAUAUACAUAUUAUAUGCAUGUAUGGGUUUUCUGUGAGGUGAAAAAAAAUCGUGAUCUGUGGUGGAAAUUAAGAGUAAUUGUAAAUUGUGUCCAAAGUGAAGAAAAAAUAGCAGAAAGAAAAUGUGAAGAAAAAAUUGAUACGAAAAAAAACUACCAACUGACGGUGGUUUUAAUGUUGGUGGAGGUUCCAACAGAAGCAAUUUGGGUAAAGUCCAAUUAUCCGCUUCUAGGGGGAAAAAACCUCCCGUUUAUCAUUUCCUACUUCUUUAGUAGGUUCGACAGACAGAAAUCAGCCCCAGAGCUGUGACAGGAAGAAAAUGGAUGAGUUAUCACCCUUCAUAUGGUUGCCGUUUGUUGCAACCUUAGAAAUUUAUCAAAAUUUGAAUACCCUAAGAUGAUCUCUCUAGAAGAAUGUGAAACGAGAUUACAACAACUUGAUAUUUUUUGCAAAAUAUUUGCUUAUAUAUAUAUAUGUAAGUGUGUGUCUGUGUUGCAUACAUUUACAUACAAACAUUUCACUUUCAAUUAUUUUCUCCUGUUAGCAUUUUCCAAUCAGUACAUAUCAAUCAAAUCAUUAAGAUCUUACUAAAGGAUGAAAACUGAAAUUUUCUUGCUUGAACUUUGUUUUCAACAUACAAUGAAAGGAAAGAAAGAGUAAAGGAGAAAAUUCUGCUAAGCAGUCUGUUAGCUCCAAAAUAUUGACUAACUAUAAAUGCUUUUUUUUUUUUUUUCUGAGAGAGAGACUGACAUAUGUUUGAACUUAUAAUAUGGAAGUUUCUAAGCCAUAGAAACCAAGGGACACAUUCCCAGGCUGCACAAUCACUCAUGCAAAGAUACAUUAAUUUUGUAUGAUAAAUGUAAAUCUAUGUUAAGAGACGCAUUUGCGUGUCUGUUUGUCUGUGCAUGUUUAACACUUAUAUGUAUAUAUAUGUAUAAGUUUAAUUUUAUUUUUUUAAUAUUUUUCCCCCCUCCUUCAAAAGUUUUGUAAGUUACAAUUGGUGGGUUGAAAAUAUUCGCUUAUUUUUAUUAUUAUCAUCAUUAUUAACUAUAAUUUCCUAUUGAACUUGAAAUUCCAUUAUGAAGGAAUUUUGAAGAAGAAAAAAAAUAAGGCAAAUGAAAUUUAAUAUAUUACAGUAUGAUUAUAAGCUGAAUGAUUUGUCUCACAAAAUUUAUUACUGCCAACUUCCAAACUGACUUUAUUUUUUAUUUUUAUUGUUUCCUAUUUUUAAAUUCAUCUCCGAUCAUAGUAGUGAAAGUUGUCAAAUCAUAUUCCUUCCAAGCCAGAGCACAUUGACGUGCCUAAAAUAAAUAAAUGAAUAACUGCUAUUGCUGCAUACACUCUUCCAUUCUACACCCCCAAAAAGGAGAGCAGCCGAAGUGCUGUUAAUGUCUAGAUGGAAAUGAAAUCUGUGAUCAGUUUUUAACUCUCCAUUUAUACCUUUACACAUAUUACUUUGUCUUCUUUCCUUGUCAAACACCCCCCUUCUUCCUUCCCACACCCCUACAACCACCUGUUGAAAAUGGAAGCAGCAGAACACACCCACCCCAUUUUCUGCCGUCUUCAGAUUUAUAUUAAUAAUAAAGGCAGAGAGUCUGAUAUCAAACUAACAAUUUGUUAACAAUUUAACAAAAAAAAUAUAUAUCUAGAAUCGUUGACCAAAAUGUUGAAAUUAUUAUUGUUAUUAUUAUUUUUUUUUCUUUGUCUUCUCUUGUUUUCCAUUGUAAAAGAUCAGUUUGUUUCAUAAUUCUUCCCUGGGUAAUUAAACAAUUUACCAAUUCCAGUUUGUUGAGGUACUUCCAAGAUUUUUAAAUAUUCUACUUCAAGAAAGUGCUUUCAUGAGGUACUCUAAAAAUUAAUAUACUUUCAAUCAGUUACUUGUUUAUGUGUACUCAUUUUCAGUCACCAAUUCCAUAUCAAUUUCUAAAUAUACAUACAUACAUGAAGAAAAAUGUCAUUCAGGGUAACUUGUAUCACCAUAAAACACAAGCUGCUCUCACCAGAAUAAAUUUCUUCCAUACCACCAGUGAACUAUCUUAAUAAGAUGGAUUCAGGACUCUACAUUCAGAUUAGCCAAGACGAAUCUAUCUUCUAAACACUAUAGAUCAAAAUCUUCUCCUCUAUGUGACAAAAGUUUUCUCUAAGUAAUUUGUUGUAGAUGCUUUGUGUUGUUAUAUAUUCCAAUAUAUAUAUAUAUUGUAUUUUUAGCCUUCAGUUAGAAAAGCUUUUUUUUUUUUUAAUGUUAUCAAUAUAUUUUCUUGUGUUACUGAAAGCAACACUUGCCUCAAAACCUCUGUGAUUCUUUUUUAAAGUUUGGAUAAAACCCUAAAUUAGUUUGAAUGAAAAAAUUAGAUUUGGAUUUAAAAAAUAAAAGCAUCCUUAUUCACUUAUGGCAGCUGUUAACAAUGCAAUUUUCAUUUUCCCAAAAUGAAAAAUAAAAAAAAAUAGAGUCCAUAUUAAUUAUACAUAAAAGCUAAUAGUAUAUUUUCUUGUAUCUGGUGAGCUAAAUUUUUUCUUCCGAAAUUUCCUUUCUCGCUUUAUAUUUUCCUUGAUUUCUAUCUGUAUAUUUUCUAAGUUGAUUGAAGAAAAAAUAAUAAUAAAAAGAAAAGGCCAAUGGUAGCUGAACAGAAAUCUACAUCUGGCCUUAUUGGAAAAUCCUGAUUGAAGGAAUUAGUAUUUUUGACUUGUGUCACUGACAGAACACUAUUGUUGUUAAUCAUGAUAAAUGUGAGAAGAGUACAAAGUAUUAUUCUUUGAAGACUUUGAAAAGAUAAAAUGCUGUUACCAGGUCAAACUAUUGCAGUAUCCUGGAUAUAACAUCAGUGUUAUGUCUCUGAGUACAUCUCCACAGCCAAAGAUAUGUCGACUGGAAGCUUAAGCCAAAUUGACCAUGGUAAGAUGUAUCUAGUCAAAUAUCUAUUUUAAUUGCCUUUUUCUAUAUUUUUCACCUUAUUGGUGGUUGAGACUUUUGGUUAUAAUAAUAAAAGAAAAUCUUUCACCCAAAUAUUGAAA